AUGGCUCAAAAAAUGGUCGUGGCCCUGGUGGGACUUAUCCUAUGCCACCUAUCUUGUUCCAUAAGUGUCGAAGAGAUGCCAACUGUUGACCUAGGCUAUGAAAUCUAUAGAGCAUCGUAUUUCAAUGAAACUGGCGCAUUUUACAAUUUCAGCAACAUUCGAUACGCUGCGCCACCUACUGGGAAUCGACGAUUUCGUGCGCCUCAUCUGCCUUUAACAAACCGUUCUGUUAUUCAAGAUGCAUCGAUUGGAAGAGUUUGUCCACAAGCUUAUCCUAAAUGGUUUACUCUUGAAGGUGCCUUCGUGCCGGAUUACCUAUCAGGAAUAUCAUUCAAUGGCUCGAGAAAUCUGUCUAGUUAUCCAUAUAUUCCGACGCCUUUAGACCCAAGAACGACAGAAGAUUGCCUGUUUCUAGAUAUCUUGGUUCCGAAGAUGGUUCUGGAACAAACGUCCAUCCGUAAGCAGGUUGACCAGAGAAAGGCCCCGGUUCUGGUCUGGAUCUACGGCGGCGGAUAUACCUUUGGAGAUAAGACGACGCAGACUGGGGCUCCUGGGCUUAUCAGACGAAGUAUGAAUGAUGGCAAUGACGGUGUGAUUUUCGUGGCAUUUAACUAUAGGCUCGGUGCUUUUGGCUGGCUGGCAGGUCCGGAAUUCGAGAAGGACGGAAAUCCUAAUGCCGGUUUACUUGACCAGCAAAUGGCCUUGGAAUGGGUACAAAAGUAUAUUCAUCUCUUUGGUGGAGACCGUGCAAGAGUAACAGUAUUUGGAGAAUCUGCCGGUGGCGGAUCUAUUCUUCAUCAGAUCACGGCCUACGGGGGAUCCAGGGGCAAGUUACCUUUUCAACAAGCUUUGCUCCAGAGUCCCGGAUUCCUGCCUCUUCCUGAUAGAGAGCGCCAGGACCGCACAUUCAAACGGAUGCUUGACAUUCUGAAUGUGACCUCAGUUGAGGAGGCUAGAACUUUACCUUCAGGGGAAUUAAUAUCCGGAAAUGCUUAUCACAUUGGCGAAUUUUCGUAUUACGGGGAUUUCACCUUCGGACCAGCUGUUGAUGGUGAUUUUGUCCCUGCGUUACCAGGUCAGCUACUGAUGAAUGGCCGGUUCCACAACAGUCUGAGAAUAAUGGUAGGCUCAAACUCGGAUGAAGGUCUCUUAUUCAUUACCCCCGAGGCACUGAAUGCCAGUGGAUACGAGUUAUAUUUAACUGAAAACUUGCCACCAAAUCUCGCCGAAUCUAUUCGACAGUAUAUAUCAGAUGAAUUAUACCCACCCAUUUUCAAUGGCAGCUAUGGGUACAUGGAUGGAAUUGGCAGAGGUGCGUUAACUCUGUCCGAUUUCAGUUUUCAAUGCAAUACCGACUACGUCAAUCGUGCUUUCGGAAACCAUACCUAUGCAUAUCGAUUUAGCAUACCACCUGGGGUUCAUGCAGAGGACCUCCCAUACACGUUCUAUAACGGUCCUAACCCUGCCGUUUUAAACGACACCGUUGCUUUGAUUCUACAGGAUUACAUCACGAGCUUCGCGAAAACGGGACAUCCAGUAUCGAAAAUUGGGCCAAGUUUCCCAUUGCAUGGAGAAAAUACAACUGUUUUGAAUAUAGAUUUAGAUAAUAUUUUUGAGAUGCGAGAUCCAGCUGCGAGUGCGAGGUGUCGUUGGUGGCAAAGAGGUCUGUAUGCUUGACUGUUUUAACUUUCCGUGUUGUAUACAAGGCAACUAGUAUAGUGAGUCUUUCUUGCAGGGAUUAAGCUUCUCUAGCUUGCGCACCUGGCAAUCUGUUUAUCAUCUGGGCUAUCGUAAUUUAAAUACUUGUACGCAACUCUUCAAAACAGGUUGAACAGUACGAACUUUGCGGUUACUUCGUCGACAAACCACUUCAAAGUUGCUGGUACAAGGCUCUGAGCUUCAUAAGUUGAACGUCUUUGAAUUUACUGAGAACGAAGCGAAACAGACAUUAACUUUCACUAGGC
Talaromyces proteolyticus is the source of this 1964-nucleotide messenger RNA. Its product is annotated as Alpha/Beta hydrolase protein. The record is from RefSeq and is a predicted model, not a curated record. The transcript has 3 exons. The coding region runs from base 1 to 1677 and encodes 558 amino acids. NCBI's taxonomy places the organism in Eukaryota, Fungi, Ascomycota, Eurotiomycetes, Eurotiales, Trichocomaceae.